CCAGCUGCACUAUAACUGCUUCACUCCUUGACUUGGCGACGACAGCGUGAAUUUGUUUCAGUGCAAGAAAAACGUGGCCACGACUUUGUGACCAAAAUAAAAAUCCCGUCCAGUCGAGACUUGCCUCUCACUACAAGCCUGUUUCUUUCCCCGAAUAAUACUAAAACAAAGACGGGUUUGUUAAAGAUAAGUAUCCUUCCUUGUGAGAGGGACAACCAACACCACCAGAGCUGCUGGAAACUCUACUCCUGUGCUGGACCGCGCUGUCAGCAGCAUGACAGGAAAGCCUCCCCUAGACAACAGCGAGGACAGAGGCUGGCUGGGUGAGGGUCAGUCUGAACUUCAGCUAACAAGUGAUCCAAGUGAAGCACAGAGAAAUGACGGAGACCGGCCCGCGUGGGGGUCCAAAGUCCAGUACGUGUUAGCCCAGGUGGGCUUCAGCGUGGGCUUGGGAAAUGUAUGGAGGUUCCCGUACCUUUGCCAUAAAAAUGGAGGAGGGUCUUUCAUGUUGCUGUAUGUGUUUCUUCUCCUGAUCGUGGGGGUUCCUCUCUUCUUUAUGGAGUUGGCAGCUGGCCAGAGCAUUCGACAGGGCAGCAUCGGUGUGUGGAAGCACAUCUCCCCAAAACUGGCAGGGAUUGGCUACUCCAGCUGCAUGGUUUGUUUUUACGUGGCCCUUUACUACAAUGUUAUCAUUGCAUGGAGCCUGUUCUACAUGGGUAACUCUUUUCAGUAUCCUCUACCUUGGGAGCAGUGCCCAGUUGAUGUAGCCACUAACGACACAGUAAAAGAAUGCGCAAGCAGCUCUGCAACAUCAUAUUUCUGGUUUCGCAAGGCUCUUAACAUCACCAACUCCAUCGACGAAUCUGGAGAGCUUAACUCCAUCAUGACCGGCUGUUUAUUGGCGGCUUGGACAAUUGUGUCAUUGGCAAUGAUCAAGGGCAUCAAGUCUUCUGCAAAGGUGAUGUACUUUUCCACAGUUUUCCCCUAUGUGGUGCUCUUUAUUUUCCUCAUUCGAGGAUUGAUGUUGGACGGUGCAGUUGAAGGAAUCACCUAUAUGAUUUAUCCUAAACUGGAAAUCUGGGGGAAUGUGCAGGUGUGGCGACAGGCCGCCACACAAGUCUUUUUUGCCCUCGGCCUGGGCUACGGCUCCGUUAUCGCAUAUUCCUCCUACAAUCCCUUCCACAACAACUGCCACAGGGAUGCACUGAUGGUCUCUGGCAUUAACUUCAUGACGUCUGUGUUGGCCUCGCUGGUAGUUUUUGUUGUGCUGGGCUUCCGUGCCAAGAACAUUGCACUGCGCUGCGUGGCUAAAAAUCUUGGUCUGCUAAGCUCCGUGGCAUCACAUGGACCUGAACAGCACUGGUGGCCUUCGUUCAACAUUACCGAUCCGGAUUCUGUGUCUUUGCCUGAGUACAGAGAUUGGUACAGUCACUACAGCUCCGUGGUGAGCUCCAACAUCACUGACUGCAGCCUGGAGGAGGAGAUGAAUAAGGGCGUUGAAGGGACAGGUCUGGCAUUCAUAGCCUUCACUGAGGUGAUGGCCCUCUUCCCGGCCAGCCCCUUCUGGUCAGCACUGUUUUUCCUAAUGCUGCUCAACCUGGGCCUCAGCACCAUGUUUGGCACCAUGCAGGGAAUCCUCACACCACUUAUGGACAACUUCAGCUUCUUGGGACGCCACCGGACUGCACUCACUGUUUCCAGCUGUGCUUUGGGCUUCUUGAUAGGUCUGCUGUUCACACAGCGCUCGGGCAACUAUUUUGUGGCUAUGUUUGAUGACUACUCGGCAACUCUGCCGCUCAUCAUUGUAGUCAUUUUUGAAACUUUCAGUGUGUCGUGGGUUUAUGGAACUGAUCGCUUUAUGGAUGAUAUUGAAGUCAUGCUCAAAUGGCGCCCUCCAGUGGUGUACAAAUAUCUUUGGAAAUAUGUUUGUCUGCUGGCAAUGAUUGGGCUUCUGGCUGCCAGUUUGUUGCGUAUGGUCUUUAAAUCUCCCACGUACACGGCCUGGGACCAAAGCACAGGUUCUGAGAUGACUCUCGAGUAUCCAGGCUGGGCCUUGGCUAUGAUUGUCAUGCUCAUCGUCUUUGCAAGCUUGCCUGUUCCCAUUGGCUACAUCCAUUCUGUCCUGAAAGACCGCAGGCUCCGUAGCGCUCACUCUAAGGAGGGAGGCGUCCAGGAGAUGCACCGUGAGUUGUACACCAAGUGCAAUUCCACCGAGCAGCUGGAUUCAAACUCCCAAUGUCGAGCCCCCACUGCGGAGGGCGAGCGUCGUCCGUCUGCCUUCCCUCCAAUGGGCAACGAACUCUACCAGCCACUGGGGCAAGAGGAGGAGGACGAUGAGGAGGAGCAGGAUACAGGAGUAUGAGCACAGCUGGCAAGAAAGAGACGUCAACAGAAUAAGACUUUUAUCAGUGGCAAAGUCUUUGGGUUGCACCCCAUAAUCUUUCAUUCAAGUGAAUGCUACGUCAAUGACAAACCAAAGUUAUUUUGACUAUUUAUAUUAACACACUACCUGUCAAUUUAAAAGCUCCUUUAAAUUUUGUGGAUCUAUGAAAUGUAUGAAACUGACCUCAGCUUUUUGUACAUAACUCAUUAUUUACUGAGCCAAAAGUGCUGUUUAAGAAAAACAAAUAAAUAGCUAUGUUUGUUAAAGGUU
Messenger RNA from Solea solea (common sole), 2653 nucleotides. It is a transcript of the gene slc6a16a, whose product is annotated as solute carrier family 6 member 16a. The coding region runs from base 275 to 2362 and encodes 695 amino acids. Lineage: Eukaryota; Metazoa; Chordata; Actinopteri; Pleuronectiformes; Soleidae. Gene Ontology annotation, biological process: sodium ion transmembrane transport. The transcript has 12 exons. The record is from RefSeq and is a predicted model, not a curated record. Gene Ontology annotation, cellular component: membrane.